CAGAAACAAUCCAAAACAGCAGCAACAUGAGCAGCGUCGAUGAAGAUCUUACCCCCGAGCAGAUUGCCGUGCUCCAGAAGGCCUUCAACAGCUUCGAUCACCAGAAGACUGGCUCCAUCCCCACCGAGAUGGUUGCCGAUAUCCUGCGUCUGAUGGGUCAGCCCUUCGACAAGAAGAUCCUGGAGGAACUGAUCGAGGAGGUCGAUGAGGACAAGUCCGGUCGCCUGGAAUUCGGUGAGUUCGUGCAGCUGGCUGCCAAAUUCAUCGUGGAGGAGGACGCGGAGGCCAUGCAGAAGGAGCUGCGCGAGGCCUUCCGGCUGUACGACAAGCAGGGCAACGGCUUCAUCCCCACCACCUGCCUGAAGGAGAUCCUCAAGGAGCUGGACGACCAGCUGACCGAGCAGGAACUGGACAUCAUGAUCGAGGAGAUCGACUCCGACGGUUCCGGUACAGUGGAUUUCGAUGAAUUCAUGGAGAUGAUGACCGGCGAGUAAAUAAACGCACUGCGUCUGCCACCCACUCAACCACCCGCCACCCCCGAGGAAAGCCCCCCCCCCACACACACAAGCACACACACUACACACACACACACCUGUUGGGCACACGUUUGUUUGCUCCUAUUUGCACACUUGUUUCACUUUUUAUUUGCAUUUCAAGGGAGCAAACAAAUCCACGUACUUCAGUUUGACAAUGCCAAACACGAGUAGAAAUAGAACUUUUGUACUACUUUUUUAUACUAAAAGAGCAACGGAAUACUGUGUAUGCGAAAAAAUGAAAAAUAAAUGUUAUGCUAUGGCAAAAUAACAAAAAAAAACC
This is a messenger RNA of Drosophila takahashii, 816 nucleotides long. It is a transcript of the gene TpnC73F, whose product is annotated as Troponin C at 73F. Lineage: Eukaryota; Metazoa; Arthropoda; Insecta; Diptera; Drosophilidae. The record is from RefSeq and is a predicted model, not a curated record. Gene Ontology annotation, cellular component: myosin II complex. Gene Ontology annotation, molecular function: calcium ion binding.